Osmia lignaria (orchard mason bee) is the source of this 846-nucleotide messenger RNA. Its product is annotated as steroid receptor RNA activator 1. Gene Ontology annotation, cellular component: nucleus. The record is from RefSeq and is a predicted model, not a curated record. Gene Ontology annotation, biological process: regulation of transcription by RNA polymerase II. NCBI's taxonomy places the organism in Eukaryota, Metazoa, Arthropoda, Insecta, Hymenoptera, Megachilidae.
CUAGGGACUGUCGGUAAAGUUUUCGACGCUCGCAUCGCAUUAAGAUUGAACUACUUUUUCCCCUCUUUGUUAUUUCUUUUUAGUAUUGUUUUCACCGCAAAAACUCUAAGGAACUAUCAUUAACAAUGAAUGAAAAAGAAGCAAAUCAAAAUCUUUCCACUCAGAAGGUUCUAUUGCCUGGUCACGAUCCUGGAUGGAAUGAUCCUCCAAAAUGGGUGUACACUGGUGCACAAAGUUCUGCAACUCCUGCCAAGCGGAUGUUGAACAAGAGGGUGGCAUUUCCAUUAGCAUCCACGAAAGCUAAUGAUAAAGAAUCUUCUUCUGAAACUAAAUCGUUAAACAUGCCACCCCUCUUACAGCCAUCUAAUUUGACAACAGCCUUAACUAAAGAUGUAGAUGUUAAAGUGACUGAAAUAAAAAUUGACAAAGAAAAGGUAUUAUCUGACGUCUUGGAAAAAUUAAAUACUGUGAUUAAUGAGCAUAUAUUGGAAAAACAUACAAUAGAGGAAGUGAGAAAAAGAUUAGAUAUAUUGAAGUCUAUGUGGCUUGAAGAUAAAUUAAAUAAUGUGAUAUAUAAGAAUAUUUUAGAUUUAUCUACAGCUUUACAAGAAGGGAAUGUUGAAAAGGCUGAUCAAAUACAUGUUACACUAAUGAUGCAGUAUGCUAGUUUAUGCAGUUCAUGGAUACCCGGAAUUAGGCAUAUUAUUUUAGAAUUGAAAAGCAGAACACAGGAUGCAGAUGCAACACAGCCCCAAAAUCCAGAAUCCCAUUUAUUUUCAGUUGAAGAAAACCAUUAAUAUAUUUGUACCUGUUAAUUAUUUUGCAAUAUAGUUAUUGUCAAUGAUU